Sinocyclocheilus rhinocerous is the source of this 1349-nucleotide messenger RNA. Its product is annotated as serine--pyruvate aminotransferase-like. Bases 65 to 1279 code for a protein of 404 amino acids. Lineage: Eukaryota; Metazoa; Chordata; Actinopteri; Cypriniformes; Cyprinidae. Gene Ontology annotation, molecular function: ATP binding; dTMP kinase activity; L-alanine:glyoxylate transaminase activity. The transcript is spliced from 10 exons. The record is from RefSeq and is a predicted model, not a curated record. Gene Ontology annotation, cellular component: peroxisome. Gene Ontology annotation, biological process: dTDP biosynthetic process.
AAGGUUUGCUCACAGUUUACAUGAGUUAACCAUUGCCUCAGUCUGUCAGUGUGCCGGCAGCAUUAUGUCCUCUCUGUCCGUUCUUCCACCGGAAUGUCUGUUACAGCCUUUCCCCGUCCCCCAGCGACUUAUGCUUGGGCCAGGACCGUCCAAUGUGCCCGCACGGAUCGCAGCAGCCGGAGCACAGCCCAUGCUGGGCCACCUGCACACAGAAACCAUUGAGAUUAUGAAUCAGAUCAAAAGUGGCAUUCAGUAUGCGUUUCAGACCCGAAACCGAGUGACUCUGGCUGUGAGUGGACCGGGUCAUGCUGCUAUGGAGUGUGCCAUCUUUAACUCACUGGAGCCCGGAGAGAGCGUCCUCAUAGCCGUCAAUGGCAUAUGGGGAGAGAGGGCUGCAGAGAUAGCUGGGAGGAUAGGUGCCAAGGUGAACACAGUUGUAACCUCUGCUGGUGGGUACUUUACAAAUGAGGAAAUUGAGCAGGCAUUGGAUAAAUACAGGCCAGUGGUGUUCUUCCUCACACAUGGAGAAUCCUCCACAGGAGUGGUCCACCCCAUAGACGGCAUAGGUGACCUUUGCCACAAGUACAACUGUUUAUUUCUGGUUGAUUCAGUAGCGGCAUUGGGAGGUACUCCUAUCUGCAUGGAUGAGCGAGGUAUUGACAUUAUGUAUACUGGCUCUCAGAAGGUUUUGAACGCACCUCCAGGAACUGCACCAAUCUCCUUCAAAGAUGUUUGUAUUUUUUGCACUGAGGACUUUUUUUGUUAUACAGACAGAGCCACUAAAAUUGGUCAGCUGAUCAGUUCGUACCUGGAGAAGAAAAGCAAUCUGGAGGAUCAUACUGUUCACCUGCUGUUUUCUGCAAACCGAUGGGAAAUGGUGCCUCUGAUGAAACAGAAGUUGGAACAAGGGAUCAGUCUAGUGGUGGACCGGUAUGCGUUUUCAGGAGUGGCCUUCACUAGUGCCAAACCUGGCUUCUCUCUGGAGUGGUGCAUGAAUCCAGAUAUGGGACUUCCAAAACCAGACCUGGUGAUAUUUUUGCAGCUCAAUCCCAGUAUGGCAGCAAACCGUGGAGAAUAUGGAAUUGAACGGUAUGAGACGAGCGCUUUCCAACGCACAGUUCAGCAAAGAUUUGAAGAGCUCAUGCAAGAUUCCUCAGUCAACUGGAAGGUAAUUGAUGCUGCGAGGACCAUAGAAGAGGUGCACAACGAUAUUAAGCUUUUGAGUGAAGACAUCAUCAGUUUAGCCGAGAAUCAGCCAGUUGGAGAGCUGUGGAGGUGAAUGGAUCACCGGCUCUGAGAGCUUUUACGUUUUUUUUAUAUGGAGGUAUACAGAAAAUACAUAGUUAUUG